Messenger RNA from Salvia hispanica, 1761 nucleotides. RefSeq lists its product as uncharacterized. The record is from RefSeq and is a predicted model, not a curated record. Gene Ontology annotation, biological process: protein transport. NCBI's taxonomy places the organism in Eukaryota, Viridiplantae, Streptophyta, Magnoliopsida, Lamiales, Lamiaceae.
ACUCCUAGAAAUAACUGCCGUGAAAAUGCAGAAGCCUCAACUCUCAUUGGUGGAUUCACUUCACAUUCACCUCCAGCUUCAAUCAUCACACCCACACUCUCCCUCUUUUUUUAUUUAUUCAUUUUUCCCCGCAGCUAAAUACAACUCAUAGCCAAGAAUUAAGCCUAAUUCAUCUCCAAAAACAUGUUCAAUAUUAUCCUCUUUGGAUGGAGAAAGGCCUCAAAAUGUAAGAAACUGAUAAAGAGAGUUCAAUGCCGCCUCAAACUGCUAAAGAGCAAGAGGAGUUGCAUUGUGAAGCAGCUGAGAAGAGAUGUUGCCGAGCUUCUCAAACACGGCCAUCAUCAACUCGCCUUCGAAAGGGUGGAGCAGGUUGUGGUUGAUGAAAAUAUGGUUCAAGUGUAUGAUCUCCUGUACCAGUUUUGUGAAUUUGUGAUAAUUAAUCUUUCUUAUAUCCGAAAGCACAGGGAUUGCCCUAAUGACAUCAAUGAAGCAGCAUCAACACUGAUUUUCUCAUCAGCAAGAUUUGGGGAGCUGCCCGAGCUCCUAUCCAUCAGGAAGCUCUUCACCAGCCGUUACGGUGAAAAAUUCGUCACCUCCGCACUCGAGCUACUUCCCGGCCACCUCGUCAGUGCUGAGAUUAUAGAAAAUCUUGAAAAGAAAAGGGUGCCUAACGAUGUCAAGUACAAAUUCUUGGAUGAAAUUGCUGAAAGUUACACUGAGGAACAGCCUUUGUUUCUUGAAUACAAACCUCAAUUUCUCGAAAAUGAGAUCAGUGAUCAAAACCACGUCGUAGAGCUCGAGAUGAGAGAGGGAGACGACAUCAGGAUCAUGUACGAAGAUUUGUUGAAUGAAUCCAAGAAAUUUUGGAGAAAAUCAUGUUUUGGAAUGAGGAAAGAAGUCGAUUUAGGAAAUGACAUGGAGACUAGUUCAGAAAUUUCAGUCAAAUUGGGUGAAGAAGUGAUCUAUCUUGAUGAUAUCGAGGAGUUCAUUCCACCCGUGAUCACUGAUAGCAAUGUCCAAGAUCAGAGAUUAUUCGUGUUCAAAUCUUUUGGCGCGGAUGAAACAAAGUCGAGGAAGUCGAUAAGGAAAAGGUCGAGGAAGAGAUCACUCGUUCAAGGAAGCCUAGCCACGGCUUACAAUGAAUUUUCCUCGUAUUAUGGGGAGUCGGAAGGGUCAUCGCCCGAGAUCAGGCGUAAGCCCCGUCAUAUGAGAGAUAGUGGUGUAGUUUUAGGUCAACCCUAUUAUGACUUCUCUAUUGGAGAAGUGGAUGGGGAUGUGGAGGUAGUGGAGUUGACCUCGCGUCAUCUUGACAAAGAUGACGUGGAAGGAAGACAAACUCUGCCUCUAACUCCCUUGAGGGCGAUCACAAUGCCUUGUGAAAGACCGGGGGAAAGUGAUGUGAUGGUGAAUAUUGAUAGAUCGAACUCGUGUCCUUUCAAUCAGUCUCCCGACUUCUACUCGCCUCACCGCCACAUCCAUCCGAAGCUUCCGGAUUAUGAUGAGCUGGCGGCGAAGUUUAUGGAGCUGAAAAGAGCACAUCUUGAGAAGAGGUGAGACAUCGAAUUGAGGUUUAGAUUGAGUUUCUUAAUUGCUUUAGAAGUCUUUUUUUGUUAAGGGCAGUUUUGUAUUUUAUUUGAUUUAAUUUGGUGGUAAUUGUCAUUUUUGGACCAGGUUUGUAUGAUUGUUCGAUUUAGAUUGUGUUUUUUUAUUUGAAUUGGUGUGACGAGAAUUAAUAUUUGGUAAUAUAAAAUGUCUUCAUUG